AUGUCGGAGCAGCCCCGCAGGUCACGUCGAUCGUCGAUCACGGGACAUCUGAACCGCGUGUUUAACAAGACCCAGGAGAAACGACACAGUUCGUAUGGGGACGCGGUGCAUUCGCCCGCGCGUCGGGAGCCAUUUGCGCAUGAAAAGGCAGCAAGCAAUCAUUCCGGGAACAGGCGCUCGUUGCCCGAUGGCACUGGACCAAGUUCAAUUUCCUACUCUUCUAGGAACUCUCGUUUGCCCUCAAAUGGCACGCCGGGUUCUAGCCCAUCAGUGGCACCAGUGGGAGUCCCUGAAGAUGACACCCCAACACAGCCCAUGACACCACUAGCCAUGAACAAGUCCAAUGAUGGAGACAAAAUCUGCAAAUCUCCUACGUGGGAUACAAGCAAAAAGGAAAAGCGGGUCACCAAGCGAUUGGAGGCGGAGAGAAAGGAGCUCGAGAAGCGUUUGCAAGCCCUGGAGGAAGCCCAACUCAAUGCAGACCACGGAAUCUAUGACAGGAACGCCCGACGACUGACCAAGAAGCAACCUGUCAGCACCUCGAGUAGAUCGUCCAGCGCAAACAGGGAGCGUCACCGAUCAUCCAGCUUCUCGUCGCUGUUUAGGCGCUCCCGCUCAAACUCCAAUGCCAGUGAGACUGACUUCAAGUCUGCCGAUGUCAGUCAGCUUCGGACAGAUACUAAUCCCCCUUCUCUACCUUUGACGUUGCCAGAACGGUUCGGCACGGCCAUUACGCGAGAACUGGCGUCGAAACACGGGACUUCUCUGAACUUAUCGGUCAAUCAGCAAAAGCAGAACCAGCAGAACCAGCAGAACCAGCAGAACCCGGUGAACUCGACAAAUCCAAUGCAACGCCGACUGGCCCUGCAUUCCGCAGCCAAGUCUGAUGAUCUUCGCGAGAGUUGGAAAAUGGUCGAGGCAUGGAAGACCAUGAACGAUGAGAAGGUUCCAAACCCGCUAAUGCCUGAGCAGACACAGGGCAAUGUCAGUGGCUUGCCUAAAUUCCCACGCGGCGCUCAAGGCAGCGAAAACACUCCCCCGCGUGAUUUAGAUCGUGAGCAGUUCUCUGCCGUACUGAAACACGACCGGAAGAGUGCUCCUGUGAAGGACUACUCUCUUGAAUCUCAGACUCGGAAUGAUCGCUCACCCAAGGCUGUCAGCAUGCCAAUAUCGAAAACAUCUACACAAGCUGACCUCUAUCAGCAUGCAUCACCUGUUCUCAAAGUUUCCACAGCGCGGCAGUUGCAGGCAAUUCCGCCCCCAGAAACCAUAGAGAGUGCAUCAAGCUCGUCUGCUACAUCAACCGCUCCAUCGAGUCAUCCUCUCGGCCUGAUACAUGCGAACUCGACGGGAAAUCUUGUCAACCCAGUUCGAUUGGACCCGAACGCGCAUACCCAACCAAAGAUCUACAAAUCUUCCCCUCUUGCUCUGAAUCCCGCAAACACAGAUGACACGACUCAGAGAAAUUCCAAGAUUCCAAAGGCACCGACUAUGCCAAAUCUCCAUGCCAGCGCAUCGCAACAAUCUCGACACCCCCCUCGGCCACUUCAGCCCGAUGACGCCCGUGGGAGAAGUCACUUGUCUGCAUCUUCUACUACCGCUCAACAAAGUAGAUUCAAGGAGAACUUCCACGAGGGCCCAGAGUCACCUGAACCUCCGCAGAUACCGGUCAAGAGUGAACGACGAAGCCAAGACAGCUGGCGGCAAUCAAUUGCUUCUACUGACAAUGUCCUACCAAAUACACCGAGAGAUGGUACAGCUCCUUUCAAGGCGGCUGUUCGAUCUCCUUUCCACUCGGGAAAUUCUUCACCUGAUGAGAAAUCUCAUACAUCCAGUAAGGAAACCAAACGAAGAUCGACAAAUCUGUCCGAGGGUCAAUCUGUUCCUGCAAGGUCCCCUCGUCGAAAUUCUCACAAUUCGAAUGAUAUGACUGAGCACCAGGAUAAGCAAAGGGGGCCCAGAGGAUUUAUUCCAGGGCACAACCGCGCACCGUCCUAUACUUCUUCCCACGAUGGGAAUUCGAACUAUGAUACUGCGGACGAAGAUGCACCUAGUUCUCCCGGGUUGCAUCGCAACUCGCUGACUCGCGUGGAAACCAGACCCGAGGUCACCGUUGAGGCGAAUCCCAAAAACAUUCCUGCUAGUCGAAUGCCCCAAAGUACUAGCCAGCCCGAUAGUCACCCCAAUGACCAACCUGAUACUCCACUCAAAAAUGGCACUGUGAGUAUCUUGAAAAGGAGAUCCCAAAAUAACAACACCGCUCGGAUACCCCAAACCAUCGCCAAAAUCUUUGUGAUCUGCUGCCGUUGCAAAUACUGGCAAGACAUGCCCUCCGACGUCUACGCUCGACUUGCCUGUCCAGAGCGUCUCGGUACAGAAUCGAAGCCUGGUCAAUCCCGUUCAAAGAAGCAUAAUAUUCUAUCAGAUCAUGCUGGUAACCGGCGACACUCUAGCUCACAACCAUUCGGCAUUUCUCUCUCUCGUGGCUUCCAGGCUACUCCUGAGUUGCGCCCAGCUCCUCUUGCACCUCACAAGGUUACUUGCUGCUGGUGUGGUCACAACAUGAGCCGGUCUUGUUGUGAAGGAUGGACUACUAUUGUCGAGAUGCGCGAGCGUCAUCAUUGA
Messenger RNA from Penicillium nucicola, 2625 nucleotides. RefSeq lists its product as uncharacterized. The transcript is spliced from 2 exons. Lineage: Eukaryota; Fungi; Ascomycota; Eurotiomycetes; Eurotiales; Aspergillaceae. Bases 1 to 2625 code for a protein of 874 amino acids. The record is from RefSeq and is a predicted model, not a curated record.